Molecule: messenger RNA, 987 nt
Organism: Alosa alosa (allis shad)
Lineage: Eukaryota; Metazoa; Chordata; Actinopteri; Clupeiformes; Clupeidae
Gene: pebp1
Product: phosphatidylethanolamine binding protein 1
Exons: 4
Coding region: 112-675 (187 amino acids)
Biological process (GO): negative regulation of MAPK cascade
Source: RefSeq, a predicted model, not a curated record
AACCCGAAAACAGUGGUUGGUUCAUCUGACGGUCAUUCUUUUGUGCUUUCCUGAGCUCCGUAGAUUUAAGAGCAGACUUGUGUUAUUUACCGGAGACAACGAACUGUUAAAAUGCCGGUGGACUUAAGUCAGUGGACCGGAGAUCUUGCUCUGACUGAAGUCGAAGAGAAACCAGCAGAAGUUCUCGUCGUGAAGUAUGGGUCUCUCGAAUUAGAUGAACUGGGAAAAGUCCUCACGCCUACUCAGGUCCAAAAUCGACCCACAUCAAUUGAAUGGAAUGGCUGCGAUCCUGGUAAACUAUACACGUUGGCCAUGACCGACCCAGAUGCCCCAAGCAGAAAAGACCCCAAGUUCAGGGAGUGGCAUCAUUUUCUUGUGGUCAACAUGAAAGGAAAUGAUAUUGGAAGUGGGUGUGUUAUGUCUGACUAUGUUGGAUCUGGUCCCCCAAAAGGAACUGGUCUCCAUCGCUAUGUGUGGCUGGUUUACGAGCAGUCGGGUGAACUCAGCUGCUCUGAGGCUGUGCUGACCAACCGCUGCGGCGAUAACCGCGGCAAAUUCAAGCUCCAGGCCUUCCGCAAGAAGUACGGCCUGGGAGACCCUGUCGCCGGCUCCUGCUACCAGGCUGAAUGGGAUGACUAUGUUCCAAAACUGUAUGAGCAGCUGGCUGGAAAGUAAACACAAGAAAGAGCCCCUCCAACAAAGAGCACUUCCAACAGACCGCUUAGACAUGUGUAUCCCAUGACCUAAAAUAUUCUGCCUUUCUCUUCUGGGUGUGCCAUUCUUCCAUUACUGUCAAGCAUCAGAUUCAUUCAGUUAGCUCAUUUCAUUGCAUCAUGGAAAAAAGCUUUUGUUUAUUGACAUUUUGUGUACUCCAGUAGUUUGUAACUGUUCUGAAAGAACAAUUGAGAACUUCCUUUGGCAAUUGAAUUGCUGGUACUAUAAAAGGGAUGUAUUAAAAGAACACCAAUACAAUCAAGGUUUGAAACA